Teleopsis dalmanni is the source of this 1238-nucleotide messenger RNA. Its product is annotated as nucleosome assembly protein 1-like 1-A. Gene Ontology annotation, biological process: nucleosome assembly. The record is from RefSeq and is a predicted model, not a curated record. Gene Ontology annotation, cellular component: nucleus; chromatin. Gene Ontology annotation, molecular function: histone binding; chromatin binding. Bases 114 to 1157 code for a protein of 347 amino acids. The transcript is spliced from 2 exons. Lineage: Eukaryota; Metazoa; Arthropoda; Insecta; Diptera; Diopsidae.
CUUCUAUUUAUUUUUAGAAUAAAAAAAAAAUUUUUUGAUUUUCAUUUAACUCUGAAACUUUAUUCGAAGUGAUCGAUAUAUUAUCUGAAAACUGAAAUUGAAUACUCAACAAAAUGGCUGAUGAAAAUGUAGACCUUAAUGUAGAAAAUUUUCCAAAGAUUAAUGUUGCACCGGCGUACAUGUGUGCUGGGAAGCGUCGGGAAUUCCUGCACAAUAAAGUCAAGAAACUCCCACGGAGUGUAAAGGAUAAGAUCAUCGUGCUAAAAAAUAUGCAGCUCGAUUACAUACAACUAGAGGAGCAAUAUUUCCAACAACUUUACACAUUGCAAAGUGAGUUUCAAGAUCGCUUUCAGCAGCUAAAUGACCAACGUCAAAGUAUCGUCAUGGGUACUACUGAGCCACCUGCAGAAGAGCCAAAUUAUAACGCUGUUCCUCUAGAGGUCGGACCAGAUGCGCUGACUGAACAGGACUGCGCACAAGUCCAAAGCUUUUAUGAUGACAUCGAGGAAAACUGUAAGGGCAUUCCGAAUUUUUGGUUAACUAUAUUGAGAAAUAUCAAAGCAUUUGCUGUUUUAAUACAUGAACGUGAUGAACCAGCACUCAAGAAACUUGUGGAUAUCAAAGCUAAAUUUGACAAGUUGGAUUCAUUCACACUAGAGUUUUAUUUCAAGCGAAAUAGAUAUUUCUCUAAUACAUUACUUACCCGUCAAUAUUUUCUACGUACCACCGCUGAGGAUGACAAACCAUUUCAUUUUGACGGUCUAGAGAUUUACAAGACACAUGGUUGUGUCAUUGAUUGGUAUCCAAAUAUGGAGUUAACCGAAGGUUUUAACUCUACAUUCACCUCAGACUUUCAGACCUGGACUUUUGAAUCAUUUUUUGAGUUCUUCUACAUACCAGACGCUCGGCUUGAUGACGAGAAAAAUAAAAAACUUAGAGACAUGGAUUUUGAAUUGGCGUACCUUCUUCGUAAUAAAGUUAUACCACGUGCCGUACUGUACUAUACAGGAGAUAUCGUUGAUGAUGAAAAUGAUAAGAAAGAAAUCAGUGAACUCUAUUUUUCAUUUGACGAUGAUAUUGAAUCCGAAGGAUCAGUUGAAAUUAUUGGAAACGAUGAUAUUGACGAAUAUGUGAACCCAUCUACUAACGCUUACUAACACAACUCUAAAUCUAUCAUCAAUUAGAAACAAUAUUUUUUUUUACAAUAAUUUUACAAUUUUUAAUUAAAUUAAAUACAU